AUGCAGUGUCUUCAUUGUUCAAAGCAUGUUUGUAUUGAUUGCGCUCAAAAACACGUUGCUCUUGUUACUCAACAAAUAGACAUAGCUCAACAUGUUCUCAAUGAUAAAAUCAGUAUAAUUGAUCGGUUAUCAGCUUCAGCUAAGGAACUCGUUAAUACUGAACGUACCAGAAUUAUAAAACAAGCAGACACUCAACGAGACCAAGCAUUCGGUCAGAUCGAUCAAAUAGCCGCACAAGAAAAGGAACAAAUACGAAACAAAGGCGUACCAUUAAAUGAAUUGCCAUUAGAUGAAAUUCCUUCUUACAUCCAACGUAUGACUAAAGAAAUGGAAUAUCUUAACGAAACUAACAAUAAACUGUUUCGAAUCGAUACUACUUUGCCUAAAAUUCAAGUCCAGCAACAAUUCAACACUUAUAGAAAAUAA
Rotaria sp. Silwood2 is the source of this 426-nucleotide messenger RNA. The record is from the annotation of a GenBank genome assembly. Lineage: Eukaryota; Metazoa; Rotifera; Eurotatoria; Philodinida; Philodinidae.